Schistocerca serialis cubense is the source of this 1514-nucleotide messenger RNA. It is a transcript of the gene Oat, whose product is annotated as ornithine aminotransferase, mitochondrial. Gene Ontology annotation, molecular function: identical protein binding; L-ornithine transaminase activity; pyridoxal phosphate binding. The record is from RefSeq and is a predicted model, not a curated record. Bases 183 to 1406 code for a protein of 407 amino acids. Gene Ontology annotation, cellular component: cytoplasm. Lineage: Eukaryota; Metazoa; Arthropoda; Insecta; Orthoptera; Acrididae. The transcript is spliced from 7 exons.
GUACCUGCUACACUUGAAGAUCUCUUGUUCUUGGGCCUGUCCCACGUGUUGUGAUCUGACAGUUCCACUCCACUGGCGCUACCAUAAGAGCACCUAAUUCGUUCAGCUGUGUCUGCUAGCAGGCCUUCGUCACAACAGCUUCGAAAAGAAGAAAUACAGCAAGUGCCGCAGCCCAGCCGAAGAUGUCUCAGAAGCUGACGACGGAGCAGGUGCUGGAGAGGGAGGAGAAGUACGGUGCCCACAACUACCACCCGCUGCCAGUCGCACUCUGCCGAGGCAAGGGUGUCUACAUGUGGGACGUGGAGGGCCACCGCUACUACGACUUCCUGAGCGCGUACUCCGCGGUGAACCAGGGCCACUGCCACCCCCGCAUCGUGGAGGCGCUCAAGCAGCAGGCGGACGUGCUGACGCUUACGUCGCGCGCCUUCCACUCGGAUGUGCUGGGCGAGUACGAGCAAUUCGCCACCAGCCUCUUUGGCUACGACAAGCUGCUGCCCAUGAACACUGGUGUGGAAGCUGGAGAGACGGCGUGUAAGCUGGCCCGCAAGUGGGGCUACAUGAAGAAGAAAAUCCCCGAGAACCAGGCGCGCAUCGUGUUCGUGGAGGGCAACUUUUGGGGCCGCACGCUGUCCGCCAUCUCCAGCUCCACGGACCCCUCCAGCUACGGUGGCUUCGGUCCCUUCAUGCCCGGUUUCUCCGUCAUCCCCUACAACGACCUCAAUGCGCUUGAGGAAGCUCUGAAGGACAGCAACGUGUGCGCCUUUAUGGUGGAGCCGAUACAAGGGGAGGCCGGGGUGGUGGUGCCCACAGAGGGCUACCUGAGGGGCGUCCGGGAGCUGUGCUCGCGCCACAACGUACUGUGGAUCGCCGACGAGGUGCAGACGGGCCUGGCGCGCACGGGCAAGAUGCUGGCCGUCGACCACGAGGGAGUCAAGCCGGACAUUCUGUGCUUAGGGAAGGCGCUCUCUGGCGGCGUUUACCCGGUGUCGGCAGUGCUGGCUAACGACGACGUGAUGCUGUGCAUAAAGCCUGGAGAGCACGGCUCCACCUAUGGUGGCAACCCUUUGGCGUGCCGUGUGGGCAUUGCUGCUUUGAAGGUGUUGCUGGAAGAAAAUCUCGCGGCAAAUGCAGAGAAAAUGGGAAAGCUUUUGCGUGACGAACUCUCGCAACUUCCCAAAGACGUUGUGUCGAUUGUGCGUGGAAAGGGUCUCCUGAAUGCCAUUGUCAUCAACAAAAAGUUCGAUGCGUGGGAAGUGUGCCUGAAACUAAAGGAGAAUGGACUGCUUGCCAAACCCACACAUGGAGACAUAAUCCGUUUCGCUCCUCCACUCGUCAUCACGGAGGAGGAAAUGCGUGAUUGCAUUAGGAUAAUAAAGGAGACUGUACUAUCAUUUGCGAAGAGUUAGCUGUAGGCACUUUGUCCUCUUGACAUUCAAGAGAUGGAUGAACACUACAAUAAAGAUAACUUGUGUGUGUAUUAUAAUCUUUGUCAAAAUAAAGUUUCUUGCUCUCUA